ACCGGAAUUUUCGGACGCUAAACUAACUUGUUUCUGCCGCCCACGAGAAAAGCAGACUUUUCGUAAUAUUUCUGUAAAACUGUGUCGUUGUAAUUACGAAAUAAACAACCAUGGUUGAAUCAAACGGCGUAGAGUUGACGGAGCAGGAGGCCGAGUUGUACGAUCGGCAGAUUCGCCUGUGGGGUUUGGAUUCGCAGAAGCGCAUCCGCGCGGCCCGUGUGCUGAUUGCCGGACUCAAUGGUUUGGGUGCGGAGAUUGCGAAAAACACCAUACUAGCUGGUGUUAAAUCUGUCACUCUGCUGGACGACCGGAAGGUAACGGAAGAAGACUUCUGUUCGCAGUUCUUGGCACCACAGUCUGCACUGGGAAGUAACCGGGCCGAGGCAUCGCUCACCCGUGCCCAGAAUCUGAACCCAAUGGUCGAGCUGAAGGUCGAUACAGAGGCGCUAGCAACAAAGCCGGAUGAAUUCUUUAAAGAGUUCGAUAUCGUGUGCAUCAUCGGUGCACCGACCGCUGAGUACGUUCGGGUGGACAACGUGUGCCGCGAAGGAAAUGUGAAAUUUUUCGCCUGCGACGUUUGGGGCAUGUACGGAACAUUCUUUGAGGAUCUACAGGAGCACGAGUUCGUGGAGGACGUAUAUAAGCACAAGGUCAUUUCCAAGGCAACCAAACAACAGAAAGAGAAAACGGAGAUGGUUUGCAUACCGUGCAAGCGCGUGUUCAAGUAUCCCGCGUAUCAAGCACUGGUGGAUUACGAUUUGAGUGCGCCGGCCAACGCGCGCACCUUGAAACAGAACCGUGUGGCUCUACCGCUGGUACGUGUGCUGCAAAAGUUCCGUGACGAUGAGCAACGUGAUCCUGCUUACGGAAAGCGUGAGGAAGACUUGAAGAAACUGCUCGAGCUGCGUGACGCUAUGGCACCAGGAAUGGUUCCAGAUUCGGCGUUCGGAAACGUUUUUGCACAGAUCGCUCCCGUCACCGCCAUUGUCGGUGGUGCAGUGGCACAUGAAAUUAUCAAGGUUGUUUCCCAGAAGGAAGUUCCUCACAAGAAUCUGGUCCUGUUUGACCCUGAACAGUGCACCGCAACCGUUGUCGAGGUUGGUUGCGAGAACUAAUGUUCCAUGUUGUAAUUCUCUCUUCAGUACUGUAAUCUACAUUUUAUUCCAUUAUAAGGUUUUUCGAUGUGUUUGAAUUCUCCGAGAAUUUGUACGCCAAUAAUCAGCGAAAUAAACGUGAUUUAAUAAAA
This is a messenger RNA of Anopheles coustani, 1246 nucleotides long. RefSeq names its product SUMO-activating enzyme subunit 1 (gene Aos1). Gene Ontology annotation, biological process: protein sumoylation. Gene Ontology annotation, cellular component: SUMO activating enzyme complex; cytoplasm. The record is from RefSeq and is a predicted model, not a curated record. The coding region runs from base 111 to 1115 and encodes 334 amino acids. The transcript has 2 exons. Lineage: Eukaryota; Metazoa; Arthropoda; Insecta; Diptera; Culicidae. Gene Ontology annotation, molecular function: SUMO activating enzyme activity.